UAUUCAUUUCCAUCACCCAACAAACAGGGAGUGCCUCCUCUUUGUACAUAACAAAGAGAGUUUAAGAUGGCAUCUCUGGACCAACCUUUGCUUCAAUCCGAGUCUCAAAAACUUCCCAAAUUAUCCACCGGCGGACAUGAAGUGAGUAGCGAGCUUGAAACUGUGUUAUCGAACACGCAAGUGCCGCUCGUGCAGCGCCUACGCCGAGCCACCUGGAUUGAAUCCAAGCUUCUCUUUCACCUCGCAGCGCCUGCGGUCAUUGUUUAUAUGAUCAACUAUUGUAUGUCCAUGUCCACCCAGAUCUUCGCAGGCCACCUCGGUAAUCUUGAGCUCGCCGCCUCGUCUCUCGGCAACAAUGGCAUCCAGAUUUUCGCUUAUGGCCUCAUGUUGGGAAUGGGGAGUGCAGUGGAAACACUAUGUGGACAAGCCUAUGGAGCAAACAAAUACGAAAUGCUAGGCGUAUAUCUUCAAAGGUCAACGAUCCUCCUCGGGUUGACUGGAGUUGUACUAACAAUCCUCUACAUCUUUUCAAAACCAAUCCUCCUAUUCCUCGGUCAAUCCGAGGAAAUAGCGUCGGCCGCAGCCGUUUUCGUCUACGGUCUCAUCCCACAAAUCUUCGCAUACGCUGCCGUUUUUCCUCAACAGAAAUUCUUACAGGCACAAAGCAUAGUUGCGCCGAGUGCAUACAUCUCGGUCGUAACAUUAGGCAUUCAUUUCUUGCUAAGUUGGGUGGCAGUUUAUAAGCUUGGAUGGGGAUUGAUUGGUUCUUCGUUGGUUCUGAGCUUGUCGUGGUGGAUCAUUGUGGUGGCACAGUAUUUAUACAUAGUCAAGAGUCCUAGGUGUAGGUACACUUGGGAUGGGUUUAGUAUGCAAGCUUUUUCGGGGUUGUCGGAGUUCUUCAAAUUGUCGGCUGCAUCGGCUGUGAUGUUGUGCUUGGAGGCUUGGUAUAAUGAUUUUCUUGUUCUAUUGGCUGGAUUGCUGCCUAACCCAGAAGUAGCUUUGGACUCUCUCUCUAUUUGCAUGACAAUAUCUGGAUGGGUCUUCAUGGUAGCAGUCGGGUUCAAUGCAGCUGCAAGUGUAAGAGUAAGCAACGAGCUUGGAGCUGGAAACCCAAAAUCUGCAUCAUUUUCAGUGGUGAUAGUGACCUCGGCGUCCUUCAUUCUGUCGGUGGUGGCAGCAAUAUUAGUGCUGGCGCUGCGUAAUGUCAUCAGCUAUGCAUUCACUGAAGGCGAAGUUGUUGCAGCCGCAGUCUCAGACCUUUCUCCACUUCUAGCGAUCACAGUUAUCCUUAACGGAGUGCAGCCCGUUUUGUCUGGUGUUGCUGUUGGUUGUGGAUGGCAAGCUUUCGUUGCAUAUGUCAAUGUGGGGUGUUACUAUUUUGUUGGCAUUCCCUUGGGUGGAUUGCUUGGCUUGUACUUCAAUCUUGGUGCCAAGGGAAUCUGGUCAGGGAUGAUUGGUGGCACAGUAUUGCAAACCAUUAUUUUGCUAUGGGUCACAUUCAGAACAGACUGGAACAAAGAGGUUGAAGAAGCAUCAAAAAGAUUAGUCAAGUGGGAAGACAAGAAGCAGCCAAUUUUGAACUAAGUGACCGAAUAUCUCAAGAAUAAAUUUUGUCUCUUCAUUUUAUUUUCCGAGUAUUAGGCCCCAUAUUUACAGGCCCAUUUGAAAACUGGGCUCGUAUGGGACUUAUUGGGCUGCUUUUUCCCUCCAGUUCAGAUGCUUAAAUCAAAUGGGCCGUGGGUUUAGACAUGAAUUGGAACAAUAUGCUGCAAGUAAUUGUCGGAAAAUUUGAUUA
This is a messenger RNA of Tripterygium wilfordii, 1795 nucleotides long. Its product is annotated as protein DETOXIFICATION 40-like. Gene Ontology annotation, molecular function: xenobiotic transmembrane transporter activity; antiporter activity. The transcript is spliced from 7 exons. Gene Ontology annotation, cellular component: membrane. The record is from RefSeq and is a predicted model, not a curated record. Lineage: Eukaryota; Viridiplantae; Streptophyta; Magnoliopsida; Celastrales; Celastraceae. Gene Ontology annotation, biological process: xenobiotic detoxification by transmembrane export across the plasma membrane. The coding region runs from base 67 to 1584 and encodes 505 amino acids.